GGUAUUAGAACGAAAGUUUGUUUCUUCUUGUUUUUGAUUCUUACGGAAACCGUGUAAAAGAUUGGUCUUUUUUCUGCAAAGUUUCAGUUUUACGACGGAGAUUACACAUUUAUAUUAAGUGUCGGUUCCCUUGUCAGAAUCUGUAUGCUGUGCUCUUAAUUUCCCUGCUUGGGCAUUUUAUGAUUAAAAAAGGCUGUUGCUUUUUGAAUUUUCCUUUUCUUUCUGUUCUUUUAAUUUUUGGAAUUUGUUUGUUUAGUUAAAAAUCAUCUGAGUUUUUAGGCUGUUGCUUGGCCUAGAACUGGGAUUUUGGGUUUUUUCGUUCUUAUUUUCUCUUCUUCUUCCAUUCAAUCAUGGAGUUUUAUGGGUUCUGAGUCUGUGUUCCGGUCUUCUCCUGGGAAAAAAUGGCAUUUCUUGAGUGAAUUUUUCUCUACAAAAUCACAGCUUUAGUUGUUUCUAGCUGCCAUUUUGUUCAAAUUUUGGAGCUUUUGUGUACUGGGUGAUUUUUUCUUCUGGGUUUAUACCGCAUUCACCAGGGAAAGAUAUUCUGUGUCAAAGAGAAAAUUUUUUUUGGGGUGACCUCCUUUGCAAGGGAUGGCUGGUGGAAGAAGAAGAAAGCUGCUUCUUAGCAAGAUCUAUCCAUUUACAUGUGGGAGAGCAUCAUUUAGGGAUGAUCAUUCACAGAUUGGGCAGCCUGGAUUUUCCAGGGUAGUUUUCUGCAAUGAACCGGGCAGCUUUGAGGCCGGAAUCCGCAAAUACAGCAACAAUUAUGUUAGGACUACAAAGUAUACUUUCGCUUCUUUCUUGCCCAAAUCCUUGUUUGAGCAGUUUAGGAGAGUGGCAAAUUUUUUCUUUCUGGUUACUGCAAUUUUGUCCUACACUGCUCUUUCUCCAUAUUCCGCCAGCAGUUCUGUUGUCCCCCUAGUAAUUGUUAUUGGUGCAACGAUGAUGAAAGAGGGGAUCGAAGAUUGGCGGCGAAAACAGCAGGAUAUUGAGGUGAAUAAUAGAAAGGUCAAAGUACAUCAGCACGAUGGGAAUUUUGAUUAUACUGAAUGGAAGAAUCUAAGAGUGGGAGAUAUAGUGAAGGUGCAUAAGGAUGAAUUCUUUCCUGCAGACCUGCUCUUGCUUUCAUCCAGUUAUGAUGAUGCAAUCUGCUAUGUUGAGACCAUGAAUCUUGAUGGUGAAACAAAUCUGAAACUCAAACAAGCUCUAGAAGUAACUUCAUCCUUGGAUGAAGACUCAGACUUCUCGAACUUUAGAGCUACCAUUAAAUGUGAAGACCCAAAUGCAAAUCUGUACUCGUUUAUUGGAACUAUGGAGCUUGAAGAGCAACAACACCCCCUUUCUCCUCAACAACUUCUCCUCAGAGACUCAAAACUCCGAAAUACUGAGCACAUUUAUGGUGCUGUUAUCUUCACUGGUCAUGACACAAAGGUGAUUCAGAAUUCUACUAAUCCCCCUUCAAAGAGAAGCCGAAUUGAGAGGAAGAUGGAUCAUAUCAUCUACUUCUUGUUUUGUGCACUAUUUACAAUCUCAUUUGUUGGUUCUAUCUUCUUUGGCAUUUCAACUAAAAAUGACCUGGAAAAUGGAAGGAUGAAGAGGUGGUAUCUUAGACCAGAUAGUUCUGAGAUCUUCUUUGACCCUAAAAGAGCACCUGUUGCAGCAAUCUAUCACUUCCUUACGGCUGUACUACUGUAUAGUUAUUUGAUCCCUAUUUCCUUGUAUGUGUCAAUAGAAAUUGUCAAAGUUCUUCAGAGCAUUUUCAUCAAUCAAGAUCUUCAGAUGUACCAUGAGGAGUCUGACAAGCCGGCGCAUGCACGUACAUCUAAUUUGAAUGAAGAGCUGGGCCAGGUUGACACAAUACUGUCUGAUAAGACUGGAACUUUGACCUGCAACUCAAUGGAGUUCAUCAAGUGUACCAUUGCUGGGACAGCUUAUGGUCGUGGUGUGACAGAGGUUGAGAGGGCCAUUGGUAGAAGGAAAGGUUCACCUUUGGGUAAUGGAGAAGUAAAUGGUGUGAGCAACACUGAGGAUUCUGCUGAUGCAAAGUCAACAGUUAAAGGCUUUAACUUUAAGGAUGAAAGGGUCAUGAAUGGAAACUGGAUUAGUGAGCCUCAAGCAGAUGUCAUACGGAAGUUCUUCCGACUGUUGGCAGUUUGUCAUACAGCAAUUCCUGAAGUUGAUGAAGAUACAGGGAAUGUUUCUUAUGAGGCUGAAUCACCGGAUGAAGCAGCAUUUGUGAUUGCAGCAAGAGAAGUCGGCUUUGAAUUCUACAAAAGGACACAAACAAGCAUCUCAAUAAGAGAGCAGGAUCCAGUGUCUGGCAAGAAAGUUGAGAGGUUGUAUCAACUUUUGAAUGUUCUAGAAUUUAACAGCACCAGGAAACGGAUGUCAGUAAUCGUAAGAGAUGAGGAGGGCAAACUUAUAAUCCUUUCUAAAGGUGCUGACAGUGUCAUGUUUGAAAGGCUUGCCAAGAAAGGUGGAGAGUUUGAAGAGGAUACCAUGGAGCACUUGAAUGAGUAUGCUGAUGCGGGCCUCAGGACACUAGUACUUGCAUAUCGUGAGUUGAGUGAAGAAGAAUAUAAUGAAUUCAACCAGAAAUUUUUGGAGGCCAAAAAUUUAGUUAGUGCAGAUCGUGACACAUUAAUAGAUGAAGUUGCUGAGAAGAUUGAGAGGGAUCUGAUCCUCCUUGGUGCUACUGCUGUUGAGGACAAGCUCCAAAAUGGGGUUCCUGAUUGCAUUGAUAAGCUAGCACAAGCAGGAAUCAAGCUUUGGGUUUUGACUGGAGAUAAAAUGGAGACUGCCAUUAAUAUUGGCUAUGCUUGUAGUUUGCUUAGGCAAGGUAUGAAGCAGAUCAUAAUCAAUCUAGAUACUCCUGAAAUCCAAUCAUUAGAGAAAAUUGGUGAAAAGGCUGCCAUCACUAAGGCAUCAAAAGAAAGUGUCGGAAAUCAGUUAACUGAUGGAAAAGCUCAGCUCACUGCAUUAAGUGCAAGCGAUGGGGCAUUUGCUUUAAUCAUUGAUGGGAAAUCACUCGUUUAUGCUCUAGAGGAUGACAUGAAGAAAAUGUUUAUAGAGCUUGCAAUGGGUUGUGCAUCUGUCAUUUGUUGCCGUUCUUCACCAAAACAGAAGGCACUGGUGACCAGACUUGUUAAAAGUGAAACUGGGAGAACAACAUUAGCAAUUGGAGAUGGUGCUAAUGAUGUUGGAAUGCUUCAAGAAGCAGAUAUUGGCAUUGGAAUCAGUGGAGUUGAAGGAAUGCAGGCAGUGAUGUCAAGUGAUAUAGCAAUUGCUCAAUUUCGAUAUUUGGAGCGCUUGCUACUUGUCCAUGGACAUUGGUGUUAUAGGAGGAUCUCAACAAUGAUAUGCUACUUUUUCUACAAGAACAUUGUAUUUGGCUUCUCUCUAUUUUUAUAUGAAGCAUAUGCAUCAUUCUCUGGAGAACCUGCAUACAAUGACUGGUAUUUGGCACUUUUUAAUGUCUUCUUCUCAUCACUUCCUGUUAUUGCACUGGGUGUUUUCGAUCAGGAUGUAUCUGCACGGUUUUGUCUCAAGUUUCCUUUGUUAUACCAAGAAGGGGUACAGAAUGUCCUUUUUAGUUGGCGCCGGAUAUUUGGAUGGAUGUUUAAUGGGUUAUAUAGUUCCAUAAUCAUUUUCUUUCUCUGCUCUAAAGCACUGGAGCACCAGGCCUUCACUAGUGAUGGGAAAACCGUUAGUAAAGAAAUCCUUGGGGGGACAAUGUAUGCAUGCAUUGUCUGCGUUGUUAACUUGCAGAUGGCACUAACGAUCAGCUACUUCACUGUAAUUCAACAUAUAGUCAUUUGGGGUUCAAUUGCUAUCUGGUAUCUAUUUCAAGUGGUGUAUGGUGCCAUGUCUCCCCAGACUUCCACAGAUGCUUACAAAGUCUUUGUUGAAGCACUUGCCCCGGCUCCUUCUUACUGGCUCGUCACAUUAUUUGUGUCAUUCACAACAGUAAUACCAUAUUUCUUCUUCUCAGCAAUCCAGAUGCGGUUCUUCCCUAUGUAUCAUGGAAUGAUACAGUGGAUAAGGGAGGAUGGUCAAUCAAAUGACCCUGAGUUUUGUGCAAUCGUGCGGCAGAGAUCAAUCCGGCCAACAACUGUGGGUCAUACAGCACGUGUGGUAGCAAGUUCAGGUCGCCAACAUCACUAACACAGCUGAUGUCUUUCCAGGUAAUUAUAGAUUGAGAACCUUGAGCCAAUACUGGAACACUUCAUCUACCAACAUGGCUGGAUGAUACAGGGGCUGUCCGAGAUAUAGACCUCGUGAUUUUGAUCCGAGGAAGAUGAUGUAUAGAAUUGAGAAUCAUUGUUCGCAUAUUGUUGUAAAUCAUGAUCCCUGGUGAUCUGGGGCUACACCCUCUUGUUGUAGUUGCAUCAUGUAUAAUCCUUUUGAUUGAGAAACUGUACUUAGUACAUAACAUAGAUUAUUCAUUGUAGAUUCGGUUAGUGAUGCUCCCUUUGGGUUAGCAGUGCUGCUUUUUCACAGAGAAAAUAAUAUAGCCCCAAUUUUUAUUGAGUGUAUAACAAUGGUGUUGUUCUUUUUGAGUUGCUCUUCUAGCCUUUCAUAAAGUUUAGUACUUCUCUUCCAAGUCUCAAUGGAAGAAAUUUCAAACGAUAUC
Messenger RNA from Rubroshorea leprosula, 4633 nucleotides. NCBI's taxonomy places the organism in Eukaryota, Viridiplantae, Streptophyta, Magnoliopsida, Malvales, Dipterocarpaceae. The record is from the annotation of a GenBank genome assembly.